AUGAAUAAUCCUCCUCUAAAAUUUUUCUUAAAUUUUCCAAUAAUUUUAAUUAUUUUUUUAUAUUUUAAUAAUUUAAUUAAAGCUCAUUUGACAGACAAUGAACAAAUUUUUAAAAGGGAAGAAAUAAAAGAAGAGAAAUGGAGUGAAGUUGAUGAAGUGAGGAGUGAAAAUGAAAAGAAUGUUGAUGAUUUGUUUAAAAGUGGAAAAAAUGGUGAGGAAGAUAAUAAAGAAGUAUUUGAAGAGAAAGAAGGUUCAUUUUCUUUUGUUAAAGCUAAAGAAGAAAGAAAAAAUGAGGAGGAGGAAGAAAAUAAUGGAGAAGAAGAAGAUUGGGUAAUAAAUAAAGGAUUUGGAAGAAGAGAAGAGGAGGAGGAGAAGAGAAAAGAAAUAAGAGAAGAUGAAAGUCAAUCAAAUUUUUUAAAUAAUUUUUAUGAGAAUAAUAAAUGGAAUAAUUGGAAUAAUAAUGAUGAUAAUGGAUUUAAAUUUUGGCAGUGGACAGGAAAUAAUGAUAUGCAAAAAAUGGGUGGUGGAAGAUGGUGGGAAAUGUGGGGAAAGGAAGAAAAUGAUGAAGAAGCAAGUAAUAAAGUAUUUAAUUGGAAUGAAUUAAUGGAAAAUAAAUGGAAAAUAGGUAAAUAA
Molecule: messenger RNA, 633 nt
Organism: Meloidogyne enterolobii
Lineage: Eukaryota; Metazoa; Nematoda; Chromadorea; Rhabditida; Meloidogynidae
Source: the annotation of a GenBank genome assembly